AUGAUCGACAGAGCACUGGACGAAGGACAGGCAUGUGAGCAAGCAGGGUUUCGAAAAGGAUUUAAUACGAUGGACCACAUUCACACGGUAACACGGCUCAUUGAAGUAUCGCGAGAGUACAAAGGACCGCUCUGUCUCACUUUCAUCGGUUUACAGAAGGCUUUUGAUUCAAUUGAGAUAGAAGUAGUCCUGGAAGCCCUUGAUAGUCAAGGAGUCCCUACUCAGUAUAUAAAGAUUCUUCGUGACCUGCACAAAAAUUUCACAACCAAGGUAUGA
Molecule: messenger RNA, 276 nt
Organism: Angiostrongylus costaricensis
Lineage: Eukaryota; Metazoa; Nematoda; Chromadorea; Rhabditida; Metastrongylidae
Source: the annotation of a GenBank genome assembly